AUUAUCGUCCUCUGAUUCCUCAUUUGUUACUGUCUGAUUGAAACUUCGCCCACAACAACAUCACUCGAUAUAUCGCGUCUCCUUCGUUUUAGCACAUUGCAACCAAACAUUUUGCGAUCUUUGUUCGCCAAUAGACUGCUACUGCGUCGACUUCCGCCAAAUUCUCCAUUACAGCGCAUACGCUGCUCGAAAACAUGGCAGAAUCAGCGUCACCCAAUCCAGUGGUCUUCUUCGACAUUACCGUAGGCGGCGAGCCUUUGGGCCGCAUCAAGAUGGAACUCUUCCAUGAUGUCGUGCCCAAGACCGCCGAGAACUUCCGUCAAUACUGUACGGGCGAGACCAAGAACCAUCUAGGACACCCGCAAGGUUACAAAGGAUGCAAGUUCCACCGAGUCAUCCCGAAUUUCAUGAUCCAAGGCGGUGACUUCCUGAAUGGCGAUGGAACUGGCUCGGCUUCUAUCUACGGCACAAAAGCCUUUGCUGACGAGAACUUCAACCUGCGACACGAUGUCGCUGGCCUACUGUCCAUGGCGAAUUCUGGUCCAAACACGAACGGAUGCCAGUUUUUCAUCACCACGGUCCCAUUGCCUCAUCUCAACAACAAGCAUGUUGUCUUCGGAAAGAUUGUCGAUGGCAUGGACGUCGUGCGGAAGAUUGAGAACGUCAGGACCAACGUGACCGACAAGCCAAUCCAGGAUGUAGCCAUUUCCCAGUGCGGAGAGAUGUAGAUCCGAGCAUUGCUCGAGCUUGGUCUGGGGCAGAUGAGAAGUCACAAAUAUAGCGAUAGAGAAAGUCAAGAUCAAUGGCACAAUUCACUGUGAUAAUGCAAGCAUAAGAUUUGAAGCAAAAUGAAACCACUCCAAAAACCAGCGCCUU
Messenger RNA from Aureobasidium pullulans EXF-150, 876 nucleotides. RefSeq names its product putative peptidyl-prolyl cis-trans isomerase. Gene Ontology annotation, biological process: protein peptidyl-prolyl isomerization; protein folding. The transcript has 4 exons. The record is from RefSeq and is a predicted model, not a curated record. Gene Ontology annotation, molecular function: peptidyl-prolyl cis-trans isomerase activity. Bases 195 to 728 code for a protein of 177 amino acids. Lineage: Eukaryota; Fungi; Ascomycota; Dothideomycetes; Dothideales; Saccotheciaceae. Gene Ontology annotation, cellular component: intracellular membrane-bounded organelle.